This is a messenger RNA of Peronospora farinosa, 2208 nucleotides long. The record is from the annotation of a GenBank genome assembly. NCBI's taxonomy places the organism in Eukaryota, Oomycota, Peronosporomycetes, Peronosporales, Peronosporaceae.
AUGGCCUCGGAAGAUUCACUUUUUGGUGCUUCUAUGGACGGAUUACCAGCUUUUUUUACAAAUGGGAGUGUGGACGACACGAAAUACGAGUCACUCUUGGCUGAUUUACGAGCUCAUGAUCUCUUGGGACCCGUGGAAAGCAGUACUGAAGCCAAAGACGUCGCUGGAUCGUCACUUUUCUUUAAUGACGCAUUUUCUGCUAUUUUUAUGGGCAAUUUCCAGUCAAAAACACCCUCUGGAGACAAUGAGACAAGUGAAGAAGCUUCUAAUCUUGUACCCCCUGGUCUCAGUGCUCCACCUGGACUAAAAGUACCUUUAGAAGAUUUGAAAUGGGCCAGAGGUCAACAGGAAUUUUCGAGACUUGAAGAGAGAUUUCAUGGCAAUUUAAUGGAGAAAAAGAGUCGUCUUACGACUGCUGGACGAGCUCCACCACCAGGUUUGAGCUUGGAACAAGAUGCUGAGCUGGAUGAGAAUCAAGUGCCGGGUCUUAGUGGACUAGGCCUCGAUGACGACGACUCGGUACCUUCAACGUCAAAGCAGACUCCACCUUCACAGACUCCUCCUGUUCCAGAUCCACUAUUGCCUCCUACACAGAACAAGCAGCCGCCAAACGCAUGGGGUGCGCCUCAGACGGCACCGUCGCCCCCGAAUCAUCAUCAGCAGCAGCAGUAUAUGCCACCUCCGCUGCCUCAUAUGCAGGAACAACCUCCUCGCCCAAUGCACAUGCAAGGUCCUCCGAACCCGGGGAUGUACCCAGGUGGUCCUCCGAUGCCUCCGCAGUACUAUGGGCAUGGUCCGCCUCCCCCGAUGCAACCGCCAUUCCCUGGUUCCUCUGGCGCGUUCGGGCGCAAUGGCAUACCCCACCCGCCACCGCAGAUGCACCCGCCUGCCUUCAAAAUGAUGACGCCGCGUGAUGUGAACUUUGUGAUGCAACAGCAGAUGAAGUGGAUGCGCUCGAGUGAUCCGUUCAGUGAUGACUACUACUUCUACAACUUUAUGCAAAAGCGCUCACGUGUCGGUGUGCCUGGCCGUCCAUCGGUACCGCUUCCUUCAUGGAAGCUACAGCAUGUUAAAUCUGUUGACCCGCGAGAUGCACAGCGCGAAGUGAAGUCGCGCAACUGGGAGUCGGAGUAUAACGUGCUUGGACGCAACACUAAGAGUAGUUUGUACCGCCCAAGGCAGUUGCUGAACCUCGCAGGCACAGAAGAGGCUAGUUCGCCUCCUUCAUCGUCCACAACAAAUACUGAGGAUCCAGAAUGCACACCAUUCAGUGCUGGUGAGGGUGAGAAGGCAACCUCAUCCUCUGCAUUUGCGGCAGCCGAGUCUAGCAGUGAAGCUUCCAGCUCCAAUCAUGUGCGUGGAUCAAGCCAUGGUGCCCAGGUUGUCGCUGCAGAAGCCCAGGCCGCCAAGGUCUUGCGAAUGAGCGAAGAUGCCAGCCGCAACUCGGUUUUCAAUAAUGACACGUGGAACCUGCGUCUCCAGUUGGACCGCGGAAUGCAAUGCUUGCUGUCCCUACAGGACGCGCGCCACCUGCUGGAUGCCCGUGGCAUUAAUGUGCAGCAGUUCCACUCGAUGAACAAGGAUGAAAUGGAUCCAGCGCUUGUUGAACUGCGCUCGCGGACAACGUCGUUGUUGCUCGAGUUAGCGGCUGUGUUGGGUGUCAAUGUAACCCACUCUAGCGAUGCAGACAAUGAUGCUGCAUCUCCUGGUGUAAUGAGCUGUGAUGUACAGCAGCUGCUAAAGAUGCUGACAGCCACUAAGGGUAAGAUGCUGGUGAGUCGUGCGCUGCCGCUGUUGCACCCGUCGGCCCGUUUCGUCCUUUUGCCUCUUCUAGUUGAUUAUGUUUUGUCCGGACGGACUGACGGUGGACGCCAGCUUAAUGUCAACGAUGCAGGUGACGAACGGCUUUGCCAGACAUUGGUGCUCAUGUUGCUCUAUGUGCCGCCUGCGCCACCUGCUGAAUUGCUGACCGAGUGCCUCCAUCGAGCGUUGACUGGCCACGAUGUGCAGUCAUUAUCUGUUGUGCUUCACAACCGCGCGCGUGCUGAGGCCCUUCAGGCACUCUUGCAGCGUGGUGGAUCGGCUGUACAGCAGCUAGCAGAGACUGAAGGAGCCAACGCUGAGCACGUGAACACUAUCAAGCAGCAGUGGGAGCAGCAGCAGGGCUUGUUUGUGCAGCUGGCUACCGCCGUCAAGCAAGCGACUUAA